AUGGACAAAGAUUGCGACAUGGUAUAUAAGAACAUCUCUGACAUAUACAAAUCUGGGGAGUUUAAGACCUACGACAACUUUGUUUCGUUAGUUGCAAAAUGUGUAUGGCAGAUAAGAGAUAAAGAUAGAAGAGGUAAGAUAUGGAAUGAACAGAUAAAACCCGCAACUUUUGAGUUAAAGAGAGCAAUUGACGCCUUAGUCAUACUAGCAGGUAAGGUUUCAGAAUAUAACGCAAAAAUGAACCCACAAUGUUCUAAAUGUAAAGCAGCAAUGAGGAAAUAUAACUACUCCGUCAAAGAGAUAGAACGUAUGCGAAACGACUAUGCUGACUUAAAGAGGGAGGCAGAGAAACCAGCAGAAGAUAAAAUGGACAUGUUGACAUUUCUAAACAAAAACUAUCCAACAGCUGACGAUUUCCUUCUUUCAGAUGUCAAGAAGAAGUAUAAAGAAACCUUCGGCAUUGUUAAAACAUUCGAUGUACUGACAGAAGAAAUAGAAGCUACGAAAUUGUUUAGAAUUUCACGAAUUCACAAUGUUUACCAUGUAAAACGCUUAUAA
Molecule: messenger RNA, 558 nt
Organism: Trichomonas vaginalis G3
Lineage: Eukaryota; Parabasalia; Trichomonadida; Trichomonadidae
Product: organellar and viral DNA polymerase type B
Exons: 1
Coding region: 1-558 (185 amino acids)
Source: RefSeq, a predicted model, not a curated record